Molecule: messenger RNA, 1020 nt
Organism: Trichoderma asperellum CBS 433.97
Lineage: Eukaryota; Fungi; Ascomycota; Sordariomycetes; Hypocreales; Hypocreaceae
Biological process (GO): nucleoside metabolic process
Molecular function (GO): catalytic activity; protein binding
Source: RefSeq, a predicted model, not a curated record
AUGCCAAAGCGACCUCAAGAAACUGAUGAUGGGCAUGUGGCCCCCAAUGCAAAAAAACCCAAAAUAGGCAGUCCGUCUCAGGCGAUCAAUUUCAACCACGCUGAUUAUACUAUUGCAUGGAUUAGUGCGUUGCCAAAGGAGCAAACCGCGGCAAUUGCCAUGCUGGACCGAAAACACCCGGACCUUCCGUCUCCCACCAACGAUGACAAUGUGUAUACCCUAGGAUCGAUUGGUGGCCAUAACAUUGUGAUUGCUUGUCUACCAAAGGGGAGAUACGGCACCAAUUCUGCAGCAACUAUCGCGACAAAGAUGAUUGGCUCGUUUCCUUCGAUUAAAUUUGGUCUGCUAGUUGGCAUAGGAGGUGGCAUCCCAUCCAAGGUUCGACUUGGGGAUGUUGUGGUCAGCACGCCAGUUGAUCAGUAUCCAGGAGUUGUCCAGUGGGAUUUUGGAAAAGCUGAGGAAGGUGGUGAGUUUAGACGAACUGGGUCGCUAAACAGCCCACCGAACGCUCUCCUCAAAGUCUUGGCAAAGCUAGAGACUGAACAUGAGAUGCAAGAGUCUAAAGUUCCCGGUUUCUUGAACGAGAUGAAACAGAAAUGGCCGAAAUUAUAUCCAAAAUAUUUUUGGAAUGAUUCUUUAAGAGAUCCGCAAGACGAAGAUAGAGAGAGAGCGGCGAAUGUAGCAACUAAUAUCGCCGCUAAUGAGCUUCAAACAAGAUGCCCAGAUAUUCACCACGGCUUAAUCGCAUCCGGUAAUCAAGUUAUCAAAGAUGCUGCAGUUCGUGACCGCCUUGACGAGGAUCUUGGCGAGAAGUUACUGUGCAUCGAAAUGGAAGCAGCAGGAUUAAUGAACGACUUUCCUUGUCUCGUUGUCCGAGGCAUCUGUGAUUAUGCAGACUCUGGUAAGAACAAAGACUGGCAAGAGUAUGCAGCAGCUGUGGCAGCAGCCUUUGCGAAAGAAAUUCUUUUUACAUUGCAAAUCUGGGCUGUGGAACGUAUGGACCCAGUUAGAGGUAUGUAA